Mauremys mutica (yellowpond turtle) is the source of this 4821-nucleotide messenger RNA. Its product is annotated as alpha-2-macroglobulin-like protein 1. The record is from RefSeq and is a predicted model, not a curated record. Bases 98 to 4471 code for a protein of 1457 amino acids. Lineage: Eukaryota; Metazoa; Chordata; Testudines; Geoemydidae. Gene Ontology annotation, molecular function: endopeptidase inhibitor activity. Gene Ontology annotation, cellular component: extracellular region. The transcript has 36 exons.
UCCAGCACAGAGCGUGGGGGAGAGGAGGAAGAAGGACCCAGAGGGGGGUGACGUGUGUGUGUCCCCUUGUGCCUGCCCAUCUGCCUGCACCCCAGGAAUGGGGGCCCCAGUAACCUGCCUGCUGCUCCUCCUGCACCUCACAGCUGGGAUGUCUGCAGAGCCGCACUAUGUGGUGGUGAGCCCAGCCGAGCUCUACCACCCGCACACGGGGACGGUGUCAGUUCAUCUCGGCGACCUCAACGAGACCGUCCGGGUGAGCGUCCGGCUGGAGAGGGGGGAUGGGCCCAGCGCUAUCACCCUGCUGGAGAGAGAGGUCCGGGAGCCCCGUCUGCACGAGAACGUGCGCUUCCAGGUUCCAGCCCCGUCCGGGGGGCAGCAGGAAGUGGCAGAGCUGCACGUCUCGAUCCGGGGAGAUGCCCUGCAGUUCUCUGAGCGGAAGAAGGUGCUGCUGCGGGCGCUGCAGCCCGGGACCUUUGUGCAGACGGACAAGGCCGUCUACAAGCCGGGACAGACAGUGAAGUUUCGAAUCGUCAGUUUGGACAAAGACUUCGUUCCCAGUACCCGGAAGCUGCCCCUGGUGACCGUGCAGGAUCCCAGCGGGAACCGCAUCGCCCAGUGGCGAGAUGUGACUCCGCAGCAGGGCAUCGUGGAUCUGUCCCUCCCGCUGUCUGGAGAGCCGGCCCUGGGGACGUACGCCAUCGGGGCGCAGGGGACGAGGCACUCGUUCAGCGUGGAGGAAUACGGUGCGCAGCGGGGCCCAGUGCUGCCCAAGUUCGAAGUGACCCUGGAGCUGCCCCCCGUGGUGACGGUGCUGGAUGAGACGCUCCUGCUGCGGGUGUGCGGCCGAUACACCUACGGGAAGCCCGUCCUGGGGAGGGUCCAGGCCAGCCUGUGUUGGAAGGAACAACCAUCAUAUCACUGGUUCAGGUCAUAUGUGUCGCUAAUUCGGUGCACGGAGCUUACCGGCCAGACUGACAGCAACGGCUGCUUUUCCAGAGAGGUGGUUGUAGCUCCCGUUAACCUGACCCACUAUGGCUACAAGCUGAGCCUCCAGGCCCAGGCGUCUCUCGUGGAGGAUGGGACAGGGGUGGAGCUCAAUGUGACCAAGAGCUGUGACAUCGUGUCUGAAAUUGCUACGGUGACCUUUGAGGAUGCUGAUGAGACUUACAAGGCUGGAAUCCCCUACACUGGCAAGAUGCUCCUGAAGGCGGCAGGUGGCUCUGCGCUGAAGAAUGAGAAGCUGCAGCUCUUUGUUAGUUCUGGGGAUGAGAAUAAGAACCAGACCUUCCUGACGGACGAGUCUGGCAGAGCCUCCUUCGAGCUGGACACCUCCGGCUGGACCGGGAGGGUCACUCUGAGGGGGCGCUUCAAGCCAGUGGCUCACAGCUCUGUAUAUGGGAGACUCUCUCCCCGUUAUCCGGAUGCCGAUCAUAACCUGCAGCCCUUCUACUCCAAGAGCCAGAGUUUCCUGAAGAUCCGCGGGCUGGGAAGGGGGCUGCCCUGCGACCAGGCCCAGCAGCUCCAGGUGGAUUACGUCAUUGCUAGGGAGGCCCUGGGGAACGGGUCCAGGAGCCUGGAGUUCAUCUUCCUGGUCGUGGCCAAGGGAGCCAUCGCCAGGAUCCUCCACAAGGGGCUGGACCUCAGGGAGGGGGCUGGACUGAAGGGCUCCUUCUCUGUGGAGCUGCCCGUCGGCGCUGACCUGGCGCCCGCUGCCAAGGUGCUGGGUUACACGGUGCUGCCCGAUGGCGAGAUGGCUGCCGACAGCGCCCGGCUGCACGUGGACAAGUGCCUCCCGAACAAGGUGAAGCUGGCCUUCUCGCAGGACCGGGCCCUGCCGGGCUCAGAGCUCCAGCUGCGGGUGCAGGCUGCCCCCGGGUCCCUGUGCGCCGUCCGCGCCGUGGAUCAGAGCGUGCUGCUCAUGAAGCCCGAGGCCGAGCUCAGCGUUGACAUGGUCUAUAACCUGCUCCCGGAUUUUCCCCGAGGAGACUAUCCCGACGCAGUGCGAGACCCUGAGUCAUGUGAUGAAUCGCCCAUGACUAUAGGGAUUAGCAGCCAGACUCCCACACUGGCAAAUGCCUACAGCCUGUUUAAGGAUGCGGCUUUGAAAAUUCUCACCAACACCAAUGCCAAGCAGCCCUGUGAACAUGGACUCUCAAUGGACUUGUAUUAUGACUAUGAAUUCGCAUACCUCACAGUAGCAAGUGUGGAUGGUGAAGCAGGGACCCCAGCGAUCAACGGCCUGCUAGCGGCAGAACCCGGCACCCAGGAGGAGGCAGUGCCACGUGUGUACUUCCCAGAGACGUGGCUUUGGGACCUGGUGCCUGUGGGCGAGGGGGGCUCCAAGGACGUCCCAGUCUCGGUGCCCGACACCAUCACGGAGUGGAAAGCUGGGAUGUUCUGCACGGCGGAGGUGGGCUUUGGGCUCUCGCCCACGGCCACCUUCACGGCCUUCAAACCCUUCUUUGUGGAGCUGGCCUUGCCAUACUCCGUGAUCCGGGGAGAGGCCUUCGCCCUAAAGGCCACCGUCUUCAACUACCUGCGGCAGUGCAUCAAGGUGCGGGUGACGCUGGCAGAGUCUGCGCAGUUCCAGGUGCAGGCGGGCGAGGACGGCGCCUACACCAGCUGCCUCUGUGCAGACGAAGGGAAAACCUUCCAGUGGGAGGUGACGGCGAGCAGCCUGGGGGAGGUGAACUUCACCGUCAGCGCCGAGGCUCUGCACACCGAGGAGCUGUGCGGCAAUGAGCUGGCUGUGGUGCCGGCCCAGGGGCGAGUGGACACUGUGAUAAAGCCCCUGCUGGUCCAGCCGGGGGGGAUCCUGGAGGAGAAGGCGCACAGCUCCCUGCUCUGCCAGGAAGCCUCUGAAGAAAUCUCCUUGCAGCUGCCUGCGAACGUCCUGGAGGGGUCCGAGCGGGCCCACGUGACUGUCCUGGGAGACAUAAUGGGCACGGCUCUGCAGAACAUAGACCGCCUGCUUGCCAUGCCCUACGGCUGUGGAGAGCAGAACAUGGUCCGGUUCGCUCCCAACAUCUACAUCCAGCAGUACCUGGAGAAGAGCGGACAGCUGAGCCCAGAGAUCAGAGACAAGGCCAAGGGUUUCCUCCAGAGCGGCUACCAGCGUGAGCUGCUCUAUAAGCACAACGACGGCUCUUACAGCGCCUUUGGGGAGAGCGACGCCACGGGCAACACCUGGCUGACGGCCUUCGUUCUCAAGUCCUUUGGCCAGGCGAGGCCCUACAUCUCCAUCGACGAGAAGCACCUAGAAGACGCCCUAAGGUGGCUGCAGCAUCACCAGCUGGAGAGCGGCUGCUUCCGCAGUGUGGGGAAGCUGUUGAACAACGCCCUGCAGGGCGGCGUGGUGGAUGAGCUCUCUCUCUCGGCUUACAUCACGGCGGCGCUGCUGGAACUGGGGCAGCCGCUCAGGGACCCCAUGGUGACCAGGGCCCUCCAGUGCCUCCGGGAGUCGAGCACCAGUGACCUCUACACGCAGGCGCUGCUGGCCUACGCCUUCGGGCUGGCGGGGAGCACUGAGCUGCGGGACGCCCUCCUGCAGCGCCUGGCCGAGCACAGCGUCAGCGCCGGGGGACAGCUCCACUGGCAGAGGAAGGUGAAGGCCCUGCCCAGCCCCUAUGGGAUCCAGGCCCCGUCGGCGGAGGUGGAGAUGACGGCUUACGUGCUCCUGGCCUAUCUCUCCCUGCCCAACGUGUCUGCUGCCGACAUGGCGACCACCGCCCAGAUCGUCCGCUGGCUCAGCAAGCAGCAGAACCCCUACGGGGGCUUCGCCUCCACGCAGGACACGGUGGUGGCCCUGCAGGCCCUGGCCAAAUACGCAGCCCUGACGUACAUUGCGAGCGGGGCUGUGUCGGUGACGGUGAGCUCCCAGGCCGGGGCCCGGCAGCAAUUCCACGUGGACAACGCCAACCGGCUGGUGCUGCAGCGAGCGGCCCUGCAGGAGAUCCCCGGGCAGUACAUGGUGCGGGCCAGCGGCAAGGGCUGUGUCUUUGUGCAGCUGAUCCUGCGCUACAACGUGCCACCCCCAAAGAGCGCCGCGACCUUUGACCUGCGGGUGGAGACGGAGCCGAAGGAGUGCACCGAGAGCGCCACAUCCCGCUUCAGCCUCGUGCUGCACGCCCGGUACAGCGGGGAGCGCCCAGCCACCAACAUGGCCAUCAUCGAGGCCAAGCUGCCGUCCGGCUACAUCCCCGUCAGGAGCUCCCUGCGGCAGCUGGAGAAGCAGCUUUUGGUGAAGAGGCUGGAGGUGCAGAAUGACCAGGUGACGCUCUAUCUGGACCAGCUGACGAAGGAGGCGGCAAGUUUCACCUUCUCCCUGGAGCAGGAUUUCCCUGUGAAGAAUCUCAGAGCAGCCCCAGUGAGACUGUACGAUUACUACGAGACGGGUGAACACACAGAGGCUGAGUACAGCGCCCCCUGCGGCUCAGCCCCUGACGCCGACACGAUGGAAAAUUCCCGCUGAAGCCCCCGCCCCUGCUGGGCAGCCCCCUCCCCUCCCAUCCGAAGAGCCCCUUGCUGGCAGCCGACACCCCAGGAUCGAGGGGCACGGACAGGCCUCGUCUCAGCUGCUUCUCUUCCCCGAACCAGCUUCACUAUCCCCCUUAGCACCUUCUUCAGCCAACGCCUCCCCGUUCGCUCUGCAAACAUCCCACCUGCUCUCCCAUCUCUCAGCCCCCAGACCAGCCCCUUGUGAUCCCAGCUGUCUGUCACACGCGGGGAUCAGCAGCUGCAGUGGGGACCCCUGCGGUUUGCUUCCCGUCCUGCCUGGAGCAGCAGGUUCAGCGUAAAACAAAAUAGAAAAACCCACCUGUU